Zea mays is the source of this 543-nucleotide messenger RNA. Its product is annotated as probable dual-specificity RNA methyltransferase RlmN. Gene Ontology annotation, molecular function: catalytic activity; iron-sulfur cluster binding. The record is from RefSeq and is a predicted model, not a curated record. Gene Ontology annotation, biological process: rRNA base methylation; tRNA methylation. The coding region runs from base 1 to 543 and encodes 180 amino acids. NCBI's taxonomy places the organism in Eukaryota, Viridiplantae, Streptophyta, Magnoliopsida, Poales, Poaceae. The transcript has 5 exons.
AUGGAACCAUCGAUUUUGGCACUUGAUCGCAACAACACAUGUGAACUAAAAAUUAGGCAAAGGAAGAUGACAAUAUCUACAGUUGGUGUUCCAAAUACAAUAAAAAUGCUAGCAUCUCACAAGCUUCAGUCAACGCUGGCAGUCAGUCUGCAUGCCCCAAAUCAGAAGCUGCGGGAGACGAUUGUUCCUAGCACCAAGUCUUACCCCUUGGGAGCACUAAUGGAUGACUGCAAGAGUUACUUCCUUGAAACUAGGCGCAGGGUAUCCUUCGAGUACACUCUGCUAGCUGGGAUUAACGGUGAAAAGGAGCAUGCCGAAGAGCUAGCAGAACUACUUCAUAUGUGUGGAGGUGGUUACCAUGUGAACCUGAUUCCCUAUAACCCAAUUGUAGGCUCGGAGUACAAGAGACCUUACAGAAAAGUGGUCCAAGCCUUUGUUGAUGCUUUAGAAGCCUGUGGGCAGCUGAGGAAUGAGUUUCAGAAGAAUCCACUACUUGAGAUUGAACCAUCACCCUCCACAGAGCGGACCCUCAUAACUGCUUAA